Messenger RNA from Dimorphilus gyrociliatus, 3174 nucleotides. The record is from the annotation of a GenBank genome assembly. NCBI's taxonomy places the organism in Eukaryota, Metazoa, Annelida, Polychaeta, Dinophilidae.
AUUCAGAAGAAAUCAAUCAAAAAAUGCAACAAGUAAAGUCAUACAAUGCACAAGGCCUAUUGUUGCUAAUGUUGAAAGACAAAACAAUAAAAUAUUUCCAUAGGAAGUUGUCUAAUGGCUGUCUGUCUAUAGAUUGCUGUUGACUUUCGAUGCUCGUCUUUAUUACUGGUGCCAACGACAAUAAAUUAGCUAAUAUUUUUUUUCGUACGGAGUUCAACAAGCGCUAUAUUGUCUUUGACACGAAACGUCGUUUCUGUCAUUAGGCGUACAGAUCACCUGACCCGUAAGGGGGUAAAGGGGGAGGGAAUAGUGCUGACUGGAACGACACCUAGCGCGCUAGCUGCAAAACAUGCAGUAUGAACGGAGGUGGUUGGGCGGGAUGAAGUCCGCCCUCCUCGUCUUCGAUUAUCAAACUUUCUUUGUUUUUAUUUUAUUAUUAAUGAUUUUGGCUGCCGCCAAGGCUAAUGAAGACCGUCCAGCUGAUGAUCAGGAAACAGGCAGCAGUGGAGAUAUUGGUGAUGAGCCAACUCAAGGUAACGCCACGUUGUUGGAUAGGGUCGACAAGUUUCUUCGCAUAGUCGAGCAAUACGAAAGAAACAGGGGUAAUUGUACUGCCGGGGUGGGAACAAUUCUUGGAAAAGGAGUCGUCGUCCAGUAUGGAAGAAGAAGAUUUCGCAAGCAGGCAGAAGUAGCCGUUCACAGAGCUAAUCUUUUAACAAGACUGUGGCGUUUUAUGAAACAGGAAGAAAUCCAAUCAGAAGUUUUACUGUACACUUUAGUACAUUCAAUGGUUGCUAGCGACAAAGAUAUUUUUGCAGCCGGAAACUGUUAUGAUAAGGAUCAAUUCAAAAACUAUACCUUAUUCUGCCCCUAUGCUCAUAGACUUCGUAACUCUUCAACAGAGAUAACGGUCAAGGAUCUCAGUGUCGCUUACAAAUAUUUGAAUAAUGGAUCCGAAUUUUUCAGAGAGCCUAAGACGAAAGCCCAGAGAAAGCUGAAUAGUUCGUACGCCUUAAGCGUCGGACUGUUCCAGUAUCGCUAUAAUGAAUCAGAGCAUAAGCCUACGGUAGAUUUAGAGAGUAUUCAAAUCGAUUAUGAUGAUGGGCAUUGGGGUCUACCUUAUUUUGAUUGUGGAGGUGGUGACAUAUGGAUGAUGACUUACACUGUACCAUUCUUUGGUUACGACCAAGAAAACCGUCGCUAUUAUUUCAAAGGAACGAGCGGUAUCGACAUAGAUCUGCAAAAAGUCGACAUUGACCAGUGUCCGCAAAAGGAAGGGAAGGAGUAUAAUCAUUUCGCUGGAACACACAAGUGCAAGCUGGAAACAACUAAGUGUGUUCCAGUUCCUGGCCUUGGCUUUUCCAGAGGGUCUUAUCAUUGCGUAUGCAAGGAAGGUUACUACUUCCCUAAUACGGACAUUCCGGUCGAGAAGCGCUAUUACGAUGGUUCUGAUGUCGAAAGAGCAUUUGAAUUAGAAACGAGAGGAUCGGCUAGUGACUACCAAACAAAUUUUACUUGCUUGCCAUGCGCUAAAGGCUGUAAAACGUGUCUGGAUAAAACUCCGUGCCUAUUGCAGUUAAACUGGGUACAUCGGUCAGUGUUGCUUGGUAUCAGCUGCGUCCUAAUGGCAGCUAUUCCACUCCUCGUCGUUUUUACAUACAAGUAUAGCGACGUAAAAGUGCUGAAAGCUGCCAGUCCAGUUCUUUUAAGAAUUAUUCUCCUUGGUGCCUUUCUCCUAUAUUGCCCGAUGAUAGUGCAAUACUUUGAACCUACCCAAGUGUCCUGCUGCCUGCGCGUUUGGAUGAGAGAAAUAGGUUUCUCAAUAUCCUACGGAGCACUUCUGCUAAAAACCUGGAGGAUUUCAGUCGUCUUUCGCGUUCGUUCCGCUCAACGGGUGAAGAUUAGCGAUACGGAUUUAAUCAAACGCCUAUUAUUUAUAGUCCUACUCUUUUCGGUUUAUCUAACCGUACGAAUGGUAAUUGGCCGGCCCAAGGUUAUGAAAGCUACUCAUUCCAGUAAGAAACACGCUUACCAAUGCUCUUGGGAUACUUGGGAUUAUUGCGCGGCAGUAGCCGAAUUGUGCUUAUUGUUGUGGGGAAUAAGAUUGUGUAUAGUUGUAAGGAAAGCUCCAUCGGAAUUUAACGAAAGUCGCUUUAUCAGUUGGGCGAUCUAUAAUGAAACCUUACUGUCUCUCUUCCUCAAUAUUACCAUGUUCUUCCUGCAAAGUAUAGCUAAUCCGGACUUAUUGUACUUAGUCUUAUUUAUACAUACGCAAUUGACAACUACAGUCUUACUUGGUUUCCUUUUUGGAAGUAAAGCUUAUCUUGUUUAUAAAUAUCGAGGCAAAUCAGAACAAGCUGCUACAACCAUUAAUCGAGGAUCAAAGUAUGUCGCCGCACCAAAAUCAAACUAUAGCGUUCAAAUGACGUCAGUUGCAACUUCGGGUAACGUGUCAAAUAUGACGGGAACGGCCGAAGGGGAAAUGCAGGAAGAGGAUAUACAAUGCACACCUAGGUCACCUGAGAGCGUUUUACAAACUUCAAUGAGUGGCGGAGGUGGAAACGGGGGGACGUUGGCGAAAGACAUAGAAGAAGAGUUCAAGAGACUCUACACUCAAUUAGAGACACUAAAGCAAAAGAAUAUGAAGUUGGGAAAUCCACACUUGUCUGUUAAAUUGUCUGCAAUGACGGAAGCAGCCUGCAGUUGUCCUCCCAGUCCAUCGGAAAAUGGGAGGAAAGUUAUAAUCAGCUUAGAUAAAAUUGAAGAAAGCACUCAUUUGUGAUUUUCUUUACAGAUAUAUAUAUAUAUCUAGUAGUAUCAUAACUUCAAAUAUAAAAACAAUGCGUAUGCAGUGAGUAUAUAUUUUAUUUUAUGUACAAAACUUUGUAUGUUAUUGUCGAAUUACAAUUAUUGUUAUUAUUAUUAUUAUUAUUAUGGUUAUUAUUAUUACUUAAAAGUAUUGUUUUAUAAUGCCAAAUAACGUUUAAUAUUGCCUAAUAUAAUUUUCAUGAGCAGAUCGUACAUGCUGAAAAAAAAGGAAAAGUUGCGUAAUUUAUGCGUGUCGAAAGUGUUAAAGUUGUUUUAAAACGAAAAGAAAAUAAUAAAAUUGAUAAAGUUUUGUCUAUAUUGUCUACUUUAUAGAAAAUAAUAACAUUAUAUAUGUAUACAUUUCAG